AAUGUGUUGGAAAUCAAAAGAUCAGACCAUAUUGUUUGGCACGAGUGGGAUGAACCCCGUUAUGUCGAAGGCUGGUUGGGGAUGACCUUCACGUGUGGAUUGCUUGCCAAUUUGUUAGGCUGUCAACUCGCCGGCCGCCAGGCUUAACGCGCCACCGCCGCUAGCACGACAACAGUUGCCAUGCUCUUGCUCGCACGGCGGCUGCAGAGGUCGCACCAGUGCGUCUGGUUUGCCAUGCGCCACUUCCGCUUCGCCCGAACAGACGACGUUCCGCCACCCUCUAGGAGGCGGUCGACGGUCCCGGCCCCUGCAAUGAAAAAGUGCGACGAGAGGUCGGAGUGGUGGGUAGUGGACGGCGAGAUGCACGAGAUCGGAGAUAAUGUGCCUCCUCGUGAGAGGUUUGUAAUUCCCAGAGACAACAUUCCCAACAAACGUCGUAAGCAGCUCAGAGAGCAGUUCAUGCGUCGGACUCGCCUAGUUCUGAAGGAAACGGAGCAUGAGCCUUGGUGUAAAAGGUAUAUAGAACUAUAUCAGGAGCUCAGAGAGAACUGGGAGAGGUUGUACUGGGAUAAGGGUUACUCCAAGAAACUUGCCCAAGAUCAUGCUAACUAUGACUCUGCUGAAGAUGAUGAUCUGGAUUUUUCACCAUACAGGAGAAGGCGAUCCAACACUGAGCAAAUUAAGGACCAAGGUUCAGGGAGGAAUCGACGUGAUGAAAAUUGGGAAAGGGUCAGCCAAAUUCGAGAUAAGUUUGAAUAUGGAAGGGAGAAAAGAAUGAGAGAGAAAGCAUUUGCACCCAUGACUGGAGGGACUGCUUCAGACUUCCGCGAUACUGCUGCCAGGAAUAAGCCAUUUGACACCCAUGGAUAUUUUUCCCGGACUGAGAGGGAUUGAUGAAGAGGGGGCGAAUAAUUUAUGUCCACAAGCUUUUGGCUGCGCUUAAGCUUAGCACCUGAACACAACUGCUCUGAGAUUGUUCAUUGUCUAGCAAAUUUCUGCGGGUGUGGAACCUCAACCCUUCUGAAGUUAGCAAGUAAAUUGAUUUUAAAUCGAAUCUGUGCAUCACUUGUAUAGAGUGGAAAGUCUGUUUUGUCGCUUGCACGCACCAGCUUGGAAUGCCAGGCUUUCUUUCGACGCUGUUAAAAAUAUGGAUAGAGAUUCCGUGAUCUGUACUAGUUUAAAAUAUACGAGUGUAUAACGUUUUAAAUGCAUAAUUUACUAAAUUUAUUGUGCAA
Malania oleifera is the source of this 1235-nucleotide messenger RNA. RefSeq lists its product as uncharacterized. The transcript has 5 exons. The record is from RefSeq and is a predicted model, not a curated record. Lineage: Eukaryota; Viridiplantae; Streptophyta; Magnoliopsida; Santalales; Ximeniaceae. Bases 181 to 894 code for a protein of 237 amino acids.